AUGAAUGGACAGUUAAUUGAUACGAAAAAGUUGGUUGAGGCACUUUUGGGCGAUUUGAGAUUGUUGUCACAGGAGGCGAAAAAGAAGCAGAAUCAUGUGAAAGAGGUAUGGAUUGUUUUCCGCAUAAGCGGAAGCUUCGCGGCGAUGCGGAAGCUAUGCCCAAAUUUUCCGCGAGUCUUCCGCUGAAGCUUCAUCUAAAAACCUGUUUUUCCCCCCAGGCUGCCGAAUCUGGAGUUGUUCGGAUUCGAAACAUCAGCACAGCAUCAUCGAAUGAGCAAAUCCUGAUAUCGAAUUUGAGAGCCGCCUGCUCGGAACUCCUACAUCCGCUGGUUUUGGGAUGCGCGACACGGGUCACGAAAUUGGUGCAAAUUUCCCUGCAGGGAAUUCAGCGACUUAUACAACAUCGAAUUUUGAGCUCGGUAGGUGAUUUGGACCAUUUUGAGUCCAAAAUUUGUGGUAUUUGGUGUCAAAAUGCUCCAAAUUUCAAGCUUCUCCCUUUUUUUCAAUUCUUCCACAGAAAUAUACCAUUUUCGGUAUCAAAAUGUCUAGAAAACCCUGCCGCAUUUUCAGAAUGGCGCCACAAUCGUCACCAAUGAAUUAUGGGGGCUCGUCGAGCAAGAAUGUGAAGAGUUGCGAGUUUUGCAGACGGUUCCACCAUUGGUUUCAUCAGAAUUGGUGGUGACGGGAAACACAUUGGCAAAAGUGAGUUUUUUGGCUGAAAUUUGGUCUGGAAACUGAGUAUUUUUGAGCUAGAAACCGGAAAAUUGAUGCUGAAUUGUUUAUUCUAUCAGAGAAAAAUGUUAACAAUUUCUCAAGUCAUUUUCAUGAAACGUAAAUUUUUAAGAUUUUUGAACACUCAAAAAGACCGAUUUUUUUCAAAUUUUCAAAGAUCUUUUUUUUUCGCGUCAUUUUAAGCCAAAAAAUCGAUUAUCUCAAAUUUUCAGUGCAUUGUAAUGUGCUUCCGCCUUCACCACGCCAAAGAUCCAAUUGUAAUCAACGCGGCUUCCGCCUCAAUCCGCCAACUAGUCUCAACAGUUUUCGAGCGAGUCAUCCAAGAAGACGGCAUCUUCUCAACCGAACUACAAGUCAUCCCACCAACUGGCCGAGUCGGUUCCUCGGCCCCGCCGCCAACACUUCGGCCAUGCGCCGCUGAUGCAUUUAUGCUUUUCCGUGAUUUGUGUUUGUUUAUCAAUGGAGAAGCACCGAUUUGGUUGAUUGGAAUUCGAGAAAUGACACGCACUUUGGGAUUGGAACUGCUCGAAAGUGUGUUGAAAGGAUAUCCCAGUGUUUUUAUUAGGGUGAGAUUUUAGGGGCGGAUUUUUUGAUACCAAAUUUGAAUUGGGAAUGAUUUUUGGAGCAUUUUCAUAUCAAAAAUUGCGUUAAAAAUUCAAAAAUUCUGAAAAUUCACAUUUUUAGCAUCAGAAUUUUCUGAAAAUUUCGGAAAAAGGCAGAUAAAUACACGUGGCAAAUUUGGGCCCAAGAAUCUAAUUUUAGAAUUUUUUGAAAAAUCCACAUGGCUAUAUUUUUUCGAGCCCAAAAAAAUUCUGAAAUUUUGAAUUCCACGUGGCAAACUUCAGGGUUCAAAAAUUUACAACAUUCAAAAUUCUUGAAAAAUUCACGUGGCAACUCAAAGAAGAUGAUUGCCUCUAAAUUUUGAAACAAAAAAUCACCAUUUUUGCACUCAAAAUGCUUCAAAUUUCAAGCCCCGCCCCUUUUUGCAAAUCUGGCACAGUUUUCUGAUCAUUCUCAUUCUUAAAUUUUCCAGCAUUCCGAGUUUGGUCAACUCCUCAAAGAAGAUGUUUGCCCCCUUAUUAUUCGAUUAUUUUCGCCAAGUUUGAAAGCGGUCAACGUGGCAUCGCAACAUCCAAAUUCGAGAUCACAAUAUUCGUCGUCAGGUCAAUCUACAGUACCCGCACAAAUUCAGCAAAGUUUUCCGAUUACAAUGCGACUUGUCAGAAUUGUUACAUUGAUUUUGCAGUUUUAUCAGAAUAUUUUGGUUGGUUUUGGGUUUUGGGAUGAAAAUUGAGAAAAUUACGAUUUUUGAUUUAAAAAUUCAAUAAAUAAGAGAAAUAAUAUUGAAACCUAAAAUUUUCAAAUUAAUGUAAUUUUUGAAACAGUGAAAAUUUUUUUUUUAAAUUUUUGAUUUUCUUUUCGAAACAGUGAAUUAUUUGAAAAAUAAAUAAGACAAUGCGGAAAAAUCUGAAAUUUUUGAACAAAUAUGAAUUUAUUUGAAAUAAUUCUCUGUUUCUUAAUUUUAAUAUGAAAAAAAAAAAUUUAAAAAUGAAAAUUGCUGUAUCUUAAAUCCUAACUAGACUAUUUUCAGCCAGAUUUUCAGAUUUUUUAAAAGAAAAACAUUUUUGGAAGGUCUUAAUCUAAAAAUCCUGAAUUCUACAAAAAUUUAACGGAAUUUCAAAAUAAAAAAUUCAGGAUUUCCGUGAAAAAAUUGAAUUUUGAGGAAUUUUUUGCAGCACACCGAAUGCGAAAUCUUCAUCGCAACCCUUCUCAAAUUCGUCGAAGGUGAUCGUCGCGGAUGGCAGCGACCACUCGCGUUGGAAGCGUUGCACCGCGUCGUAACUCGCGCCGAUUUAGUCCGCUGGAUGACCGAAACUUUUGAUUGUCAAACGAAUUCGACGAAUGUACUGGAAAAAGUGGCGAACGGGCUGAGUGGAGUGGUUCAGCAAUGUUUGACGGCGGCGCAUAUUAGCUCGAGCGGUGAGUUUCUUGAGAUUUGGAGCGUUUUGACACCAAAUACCAUCAUUUUUGGACUCAAAAUGCUCCGAAUUUUAAGCCACGCCCCUUUUAGCAAGUCUGACAGAGUUUCUCUAACCGCGCCACAAAAAUGCAAAAUUUCAGAUCAAGAUUCGGAAAUUGAUAGAUCUCAAGAAGACGGAGGACCGGGAUUUUAUGUGUCGAAAAAUUUGUGGAUUCCCUACGUCGAACAUCUCACAGCCAAAAAAUCGAUACUGUAAGUCUAUUUUUAUCUGCGUCUCGAACCUCUCUCUCUCUUUCUCUAGGCUCGAUUCGUUGGAUCGAAUGGAUGCUACAAAUCUACCCGAAGGCUAUAUUUUAUCACGAUCACUUGUGGCCAUUUGCGAUAUGACGCAAGCAAUCUACACAACAAUUGAUAGUGUUGCGCAAGAUGCGGAAAAUUCGGCGGAUAAAGUGGCGGAAAUCGCGUAUCGCAAUGCACAACCUGCGAUUCUCUCGGCGAUUUCGUCGCUGCUCACAGCGAGCACUGAUGAAGUUGUGACGGACCAAUUACUUUGCUGCUUAUCAACACUGAUAUCGUCGGGAUGUUGCGUAAAUCAGGGAGCGACGCGAGAUAAUUCGCAACUCCUCGCCGCAUCUGUCUAUACCCUUGCGACACUUUCCAUGCCAUCGCCAACUUAUUUACGACAAUUCGCCGCGAUUACUGAUAUGCCUGCGAUUUUCAACGCUGAACUUGAUGCGUGGCCGUCGACGGCGCAAGUUAUCGCAACUGGUCCACCUUGUCCAUGCCCUUGUGUUGCGACAGAAUUGUGGAAUCGUCAAGUUCUCCUAACUUCCAAGAAUAUGCAAGCCGCGCGAACCUUCUUGGGAGCAAUCACAACACAUAUGACGGAUUUGAAAGAGCUGUGGUAUCUCUGUCUUGCCACGUGUCAACAUUUGACGUGGCUUUUGGCGAUGAGACCAGGGCAGAAUGGGAUUUUUGAGCGGGAGACGAGAGAUUCGGAAGGAUCUGGGCAGACUAUGGUGACCACUGCGGCGAUGAGUGAUAUUGGAAUGAUUAGCUCGUUGAUUGAUAAAAUUGCGCCGAGCAUUGCUCAUCUUAAAGAUGAGCAAUUUGUUGAAGUUAUUGAUGCGGUUGUUAGAUUGUCGGAUGAGAGUUUGGCAGUAGCGGUUGGUUUCUUUUAAAGGGGUUUUGAGGAGAAAAUUUGUCUGGAGCUUAUUUUUGAGCUAGAAAUCUGAAAAAUUUUGACCUGAAAUUAGUCUAAUUAAGGAUUUUUAGAUAUUUUUUUUAGCAAGAAAUCUGACCUAAUUCCAGAAAGCUGAAAUCCUAUCGAAUGAUUUUUGUGAAACGUAGAAUUUUCGGGGAGAUUUUAAAGCUCAAAAAAAUUUUGACCUGAAAUUCGUCGAAUGAAAAAUGUAUUUUUCUAUUUUUGAAAAAUUCACUGUUUCCAAAAUUUGGAUAUUGAAAAAAUCGAAUAAAUUUGAAAUUUGGUUGAUUCUGAAUUCUCAUUUUCCGAUCGAAAAAAGUUCAAAUACCAGAAAACCUCAAAAAUCAAUGUGAAAACUUGAAAUUUCAUAAAAUCAUUAUUUUUUGUGAAACGUAGAAUUUUCGGGGAGGUUUUUAAGAUGAAAAAUUCUUCUCAAAUUCGUCGAAUGAAAAAAUUUAUUUUUCUAUUUCUGGAAAAAUUCACUGUUUCAAAAUUUUGAUAUGAAAAACUCGAAUAAAUUUGAAAUUUGAUCAACUGUUGAUUUUCAAAUAAAGAAAAAGUUCAAAUUCCACAAUGCUCAAAAUAAACCCACCAAUAUGAAAAUUUGAAAUUCUAUCAAACGAUUUUUGUGAAACGUAGAAUUUUCGGAGAGAUUUUCAAGCUCAAUAAUGCUUCUCAAAUUCGUCGAAUGAAAAAUGUAUUUUUUUCAUUUUUGAAAAAUUCACUGUUUCAAAAUUUUGAUAUGAAAUUGGAAAAAAUAUUUUAAAUUUGAUUGACGCUGGAUUCUUGUCUGAUCAAAAAAAGUUCAAAUUCCAGAAAGCUGAAAUUCUAUAAAACGAUGUUUGUGAAACGUAGAAUUUUCGGGGAUAAUUUUCAAGCUCAAUAAUGCUUCUCAAAUUCGUUGAAUCAAAAAUUAAUUUUUUUAUUUUUGAAAAAUUCACUGUUUCAAAAUUUGGAUGUGAAAGAAUCGAAUAAAUUUGAAAUUUGAUUCACUCUCUGUUGACUUUUCUCAUUCAAAAAAAUCGCAUCAGUAAGAAAAUUCGAAAUUUCAUCAAACGAUUUUUGUGAAACGUCGAAUUUUCGGGAAGAUUUUUAAGCUAAAAAAUGCAUUCUAGAUUGAUUUUAGGUCAAGCAAAUUCGCAACUAACAAAAUCCCAAUUUUUGCAGGCCACCGGUCGCGAAAGUACUCAUUUCCCACUGGCCCUCCUCUACCGUAUCUGCUAUCUGUCACUGCCCCGUCUCGAACUAUUCUGGUCGAAAUCCUCGUCGCAUUUCAUCAAAGUCUGCAAUCACACAUCUGUUGCGAUGCGCGAUUGGGCCGCAGUUGCGCUAACUUCGCUGGCGAAACAAGCGAUGAAGGCGAAGACGGCGAUGGAUGUUAAGGUGAGCGAGCGAAAUUGGCGUAACUCCGAUUUCCCUUUCAGACCCAACAAGAAGCUUGUAUCUCAUCGAUCUUGGCACUUUGCCAAAUUCCACACUUUCAAGUUCGCCGAAGACAAUUGGAUUGUGUUAUGUCUUUGAUGCAAACUGAUGGAACAGCCUUGUUGGAAUCCACGUGGCCGAAUAUUAUUCAUAUUAUUUCGGCGAUUAUUGAUAAUGAAACUGGGUGGGUUUUUUUGCUAGAAAAUUUGAAAAUCUAUAUGAAAUUUUGAGCUAAAAAUCUGAAAAUGAAGCUCGAAGUUCAGCGGAGCGAUCUGAAAAUCUAGCUCAAAUUUGACACAAAAUGUGAAAAAAUAUUUUUCUGAAAUUUUGAAUAUUCCUAAUCUGAAAGCUUUAGAAUCUGACUUUUUUUCUGAAAAUCUUUAAGAAAUCGAAAUCUUGCUUGAAAAUUAUGUGCUGGAAUUCUGAAGAAUUAUUUUGAAGUCUAAGAUUUCAGCCAGAAAAUCUGGGGAGUUAGCUUAAUUUUGAGUCUGAAAAAACUGAAAAAUUUUUUUGAUGCUCAAAAAUCAGGGCUGAAAUUAUAAUUUCAAACCUAAGUUUGAAGUCAAAGUUUUCAGCCAAAAAAGUGAGAAACCAGUUCAAUUUUCAGUUGAAAAAAUCUGAACUGAUAGCUCCAUUUUUAGCCAAAAAUUUUAAUUUUUCUGAUGCCUAAAAAUCGUGGCUGAAAAUUUGAAAAAUUCAAAUUAUAAACCUAAUUUUGAAGUCAAAGUUUUUCAGCAAAAAUUUGAAAAUCUACGAGAUUUUCUGGCAGAAUUCUACAACACUGAAAUUUCAGAAUUUACCCACAGAAAUCUACCCUAAUCCCCCAAUUUUCCAGAUGCGAACUCUCUCUAAUCCGCCAAGGAUUUUCUGGCCUCAAACUCGUCUCCUCCGAUUUUCUUCAAAACCUGCCCUUCGAUAAUCUAUCACUUCUAAUCGAAUCAAUUUCCAAAUACGCCAAACAACACACUGAUCAAAAUAUCAGCCUAAGUGCAUUGGCUCUACUCUGGACCAUCUCCGAUUUUAUUUAUCGAACAAAUCCGGGACCAUUAAGAGAUUCAACUUGGAUGGUUUUGUAUACUUGUUUGGCUGAAUCUUGUGUAGAUCAAAGAUUUGCUGUGAGGAAAUCAGCGUGUCAAACAUUGCUUCAAAUUGUGACCGCUCAUGGGCACGCUCUUUUACCGGAGUCUUGGAAUCGAAAAAUUUGGCAUAUUCUCAUUCCACUUCUUGAUAAAGUUCGAGCCAAUCUGAAAUCUGCAUCGACUGAGAAAAUCGGCGAAUCUGCCACAAUUAUCAUGCAUCACUCGCGCGACACUGAACAGAAACAAUGGAUUGAGACGUGUAUUUUGACGAUUGGCGCAAUCACCAAGAUUUUCAAUUCGCAACGCGCGAAUUUGACGCAACUUGCGGAUUUCGCCGCGAUUUGGGAGGCUUAUCUGUCGUAUUUGGAGUGGGCUGGAUGUUAUGAGAAUGCGGAAUUGUCGCUGGCGGCGAUUCGAGCUUAUCAAGAGGUUCUAUUGGGAAAGGUGUCGAAUCAGACGCUGAAUGUGAAUAUGCAUCAAGCGAGGUGAGCGCGGGGGUUUUCUGGGAUUUUAAAAAAGAAAUCUGCGAAAUCUUUGCGAAGUAUUUAUUUCAUGCGUUAUGGUAACUUUUCGAUGUGUUUUUUUUUUCAAAAAAUCGUAGUGACUCCGAAACGACGAUUUAUUAUUUUUAUCCAUAAAAUUGAGCUAGAAAUAAAAAUCGAGAAUUUGUAGUGACUUCGAAACGACGAUUUAUUAUUUUUAUCCAAAAAAUUGAGCUAGAAAUAAAAAUCGAGAAUUCGUAGUGACUCCGAAACGACGAUUUAUUAUUUUUAUCCAUAAAAUUGAGCUAGAAAUAAAAAUCGAGAAUUUGUAGUGACUUCGAAACGACGAUUUAUUAUUUUUAUCCAUAAAAUUGAGCUAGAAAUAAAAAUCGAGAAUUCGUAGUGACUCCGAAACGACGAUUUAUUAUUUUUAUCCAUAAAAUUGAGCUAGAAAUAAAAAUCGAGAAUUUGUAGUGACUUCGAAACGACGAUUUAUUAUUUUUAUCCAAAAAAUUGAGCUAGAAAUAAAAAUCGAGAAUUCGUAGUGACUCCGAAACGACGAUUUAUUAUUUUUAUCCAUAAAAUUGAGCUAGAAAUAAAAAUCGAGAAUUUGUAGUGACUUCGAAACGACGAUUUAUUAUUUUUAUCCAAAAAAUUGAGCUAGAAAUAAAAAUCGAGAAUUCGUAGUGACUCCCAAACCACGAUUUAUUAUUUUUAUCCAUAAAAUUAAGGUAAAUUAAAAAAUCGAGAAUUCGUAGUGACUCCCAAACCACGAUUUAUUAUUUUUAUCCAUAAAAUUGAGCUAGAAAUAAAAAUCGAGAAUUUGUAGUGACUCCGAAACGACGAUUUAUUAUUUUUAUCCAUAAAAUUGAGCUAGAAAUAAAAAUCGAGAAUUUGUAGUGACUCCGAAACGACGAUUUAUUAUUUUUAUCCAUAAAAUUGAGCUAGAAAUAAAAAUCGAGAAUUUGUAGUGACUUCGAAACGACGAUUUAUUAUUUUUAUCCAUAAAAUUGAGCUAGAAAUAAAAAUCGAGAAUUCGUAGUGACUUCGAAACGACGAUUUAUUAUUUUUAUCCAUAAAAUUGAGCUAGAAAUAAAAAUCGAGAAUUCGUAGUGACUCCGAAACGACGAUUUAUUAUUUUUAUCCAUAAAAUUGAGCUAGAAAUAAAAAUCGAGAAUUUGUAGUGACUUCGAAACGACGAUUUAUUAUUUUUAUCCAAAAAAUUGAGCUAGAAAUAAAAAUCGAGAAUUCGUAGUGACUCCCAAACCACGAUUUAUUAUUUUUAUCCAUAAAAUUAAGCUACAAACAAAAAUCGAGAAUUCGUAGUGACUCCGAAACGACGAUUUAUUAUUUUUAUCCAUAAAAUUGAGCUAGAAAUAAAAAUCGAGAAUUUGUAGUGACUCCGAAACGACGAUUUAUUAUUUUUAUCCAUAAAAUUGAGCUAGAAAUAAAAAUCGAGAAUUUGUAGUGACUCCGAAACGACGAUUUAUUAUUUUUAUCCAUAAAAUUGAGCUAGAAAUAAAAAUCGAGAAUUUGUAGUGACUUCGAAACGACGAUUUAUUAUUUUUAUCCAUAAAAUUGAGCUAGAAAUAAAAAUCGAGAAUUCGUAGUGACUUCGAAACGACGAUUUAUUAUUUUUAUCCAUAAAAUUGAGCUAGAAAUAAAAAUCGAGAAUUCGUAGUGACUUCGAAACGACGAUUUAUUAUUUUUAUCCAAAAAAUUGAGCUAGAAAUAAAAAUCGAGAAUUCGUAGUGACUCCGAAACGACGAUUUAUUAUUUUUAUCCAUAAAAUUGAGCUAGAAAUAAAAAUCGAGAAUUUGUAGUGACUCCGAAACGACGAUUUAUUAUUUUUAUCCAUAAAAUUGAGCUAGAAAUAAAAAUCGAGAAUUCGUAGUGACUCCGAAACGACGAUUUAUUAUUUUUAUCCAUAAAAUUGAGCUAGAAAUAAAAAUCGAGAAUUCGUAGUGACUCCGAAACGACGAUUUAUGACUUCGAAAACGACGAUUUUUAUUUUUAUCCAUAAAAUUAUUUUGAGCUAGAAAUAAAAUCGAGAAUUCGUAGUGACUCCGAAACGACGAUUUAUUAUUUUUAUCCAUAAAUUGAGCUAGAAAUAAAAAUCGACGAAUUCGUAGUUAUUUUUAUCCAACGACGUUGAGCUAGAAAUAAAAAUCGAGAAUUCGUAGUGACUCCGAAACGACGAUUUAUUAUUUUUAUCCAUAAAAUUGAGCUAGAAAUAAAAUCGAGAAUUCGUAGUGACUCCGAAACGACGAUUUAUUAUUUUUAUCCAUAAAAUUGAGCUAGAAAUAAAAUCGAGAAUUCGUAGUGACUCCGAAACGACGAUUUAUUAUUUUUAUCCAUAAAAUUGAGCUAGAAAUAAAAAUCGACCGUAGUGACUCCGAAACGACGAUUUAUUAUUUUUAUCCAUAAAUUGAGCUAGAAAUAAAAAUCGAGAAUUCGUAGUGACUCCGAAACGACGAUUUAUUAUUUUUAUCCAUAAAAUUGAGCUAGAAAUAAAAAUCGAGAAUUCGUAGUGACUCCGAAACGACGAUUUAUUAUUUUUAUCCAUAAAAUUGAGCUAGAAAUAAAAAUCGAGAAUUCGUAGUGACUCCGAAACGACGAUUUAUUAUUUUUAUCCAAAAAAUUGAGCUAGAAAUAAAAAUCGAGAAUUCGUAGUGACUCCGAAACGACGAUUUAUUAUUUUUAUCCAUAAAAUUGAGCUAGAAAUAAAAAUCGAGAAUUCGUAGUGACUCCGAAACGACGAUUUAUUAUUUUUAUCCAUAAAAUUGAGCUAGAAAUAAAAAUCGAGAAUUCGUAGUGACUCCGAAACGACGAUUUAUUAUUUUUAUCCAGCAAAUUGAGCUAGAAAUAAAAAUCGAGAAUUCGUAGUGACUCCGAAACGACGAUUUAUUAUUUUUAUCCAUAAAAUUGAGCUAGAAAUAAAAAUCGAGAAUUCGUAGUGACUCCGAAACGACGAUUUAUUAUUUUUUAUCCAUAAAAUUGAGCUAGAAAUAAAAAUCGAGAAUUCGUAGUGACUCGAAACGACGAUUUAUUAUUUUUAUCCAUAAAAUUGAGCUAGAAAUAAAAAUCGAGAAUUCGUAGUGACUCCGAAACGACGAUUUAUUAUUUUUAUCCAUAAAAUUGAGCUAGAAAUAAAAAUCGAGAAUUCGUAGUGACCUGAAACGACGAUUUAUUAUUUUUAUCCAUAAAAAUUGAGCUAGAAAUAAAAAUCGAGAAUUCGUAGUGACUCCGAAACGACGAUUUAUUAUUUUUAUCCAUAAAAUUGAGCUAGAAAUAAAAAUCGAGAAUUCGUAGUGACUCCGAAACGACGAUUUAUUAUUUUUAUCCAUAAAAUUGAGCUAGAAAUAAAAAUCGAGAAUUCGUAGUGACUCCGAAACGACGAUUUAUUAUUUUUAUCCAUAAAAUUGAGCUAGAAAUAAAAAUCGAGAAUUCGUAGUGACUCCGAAACGACGAUUUAUUAUUUUUAUCCAUAAAAUUGAGCUAGAAAUAAAAAUCGAGAAUUCGUAGUGACUCCGAAACGACGAUUUAUUAUUUUUAUCCAAAAAAUUGAGCUAGAAAUAAAAAUCGAGAAUUCGUAGUGACUCCGAAACGACGAUUUAUUAUUUUUAUCCAUAAAAUUGAGCUAGAAAUAAAAAUCGAGAAUUCGUAGUGACUCCGAAACGACGAUUUAUUAUUUUUAUCCAUAAAAUUGAGCUAGAAAUAAAAAUCGAGAAUUCGUAGUGACUCCGAAACGACGAUUUAUUAUUUUUAUCCAAAAAAUUGAGCUAGAAAUAAAAAAUCGAGAAUUCGUAGUGACUCCGAAACGACGAUUUAUUAUUUUUAUCCAUAAAAUUGAGCUUUCAGAAAUAAAAAUCGAGAAUUCGUAGUGACUCAAACGACGAUUUAUUAUUUUUAUCCAUAAAAUUGAGCUAGAAAUAAAAAUCGAGAAUUCGUAGUGACUCCAGAAACGACGAUUUAUUAUUUUUAUCCAUAAAAUUGAGCUAGAAAUAAAAAUCGAGAAUUCGUAGUGACUCCGAAACGACGAUUUAUUAUUUUUAUCCAAAAAAUUGAGCUAGAAAUAAAAAUCGAGAAUUCGUAGUGACUCCGAAACGACGAUUUAUUAUUUUUAUCCAUAAAAUUGAGCUAGAAAUAAAAAUCGAGAAUUCGUAGUGACUCCGGAAACGACGAUUUAUUAUUUUUAUCCAUAAAAUUGAGCUAGAAAUAAAAAUCGAGAAUUCGUAGUGACUCCGAAACGACGAUUUAUUAUUUUUAUCCAAAAAAAUUGAGCUAGAAAUAAAAAUCGAGAAUUCGUAGUGACUCCGAAACGACGAUUUAUUAUUUUUAUCCAUAAAAUUGAGCUAGAAAUAAAAAUCGAGAAUUCGUAGUGACUCCGAAACGACGAUUUAUUAUUUUUAUCCAUAAAAUUGAGCUAGAAAUAAAAAUCGAGAAUUCGUAGUGACUCUGAAACGACGAUUUAUUAUUUUUAUCCAUAAAAUUGAGCUAGAAAUAAAAAUCGAGAAUUCGUAGUGACUCCGAAACGACGAUUUAUUAUUUUUAUCCAAAAAUUGAGCUAGAAAUAAAAAUCGAGAAUUCGUAGUGACUCCGAAACGACGAUUUAUUAUUUUUAUCCAUAAAAUUGAGCUAGAAAUAAAAUCGAGAAUUCGUAGUGACUCCGAAACGACGAUUUAUUAUUUUUAUCCAUAAAAUUGAGCUAGAAAUAAAAAUCGAGAAUUCGUAGUGACUCCGAAACGACGAUUUAUUAUUUUUAUCCAAAAAAAUUGAGCUAGAAAUAAAAAUCGAGAAUUCGUAGUGACUCCGAAACGACGAUUUAUUAUUUUUAUCCAUAAAAUUGAGCUAGAAAUAAAAAUCGAGAAUUCGUAGUGACUCUGAAACGACGAUUUAUUAUUUUUAUCCAUAAAAUUGAGCUAGAAAUAAAAAUCGAGAAUUUGUAGUGACUCCGAAACGACGAUUUAUUAUUUUUAUCCAUAAUAUUGAGCUAGAAAUAAAAAUCGAGAAUUCGUAGUGACUCCGAAACGACGAUUUAUUAUUUUUAUCCAUAAUAUUGAGCUAGAAAUAAAAAUCGAGAAUUUGUAGUGACUCCGAAACGACGAUUUAUUAUUUUUAUCCAUAAUAUUGAGCUAGAAAUAAAAAUCGAGAAUUCGUAGUGACUUCGAAACGACGAUUUAUUAUUUUUAUUCAUAAAAUUGAGCUAGAAAUAAAAAUCGAGAAUUUGUAGUGACUCCGAAACGACGAUUUAUUAUUUUUAUCCAUAAAAUUGAGCUAGAAAUAAAAAUCGAGAAUUUGUAGUGACUCCGAAACGACGAUUUAUUAUUUUUAUCCAUAAAAUUGAGCUAGAAAUAAAAAUCGAGAAUUUGUAGUGACUCCGAAACGACGAUUUAUUAUUUUUAUCCAUAAAAUUGAGCUAGAAAUAAAAAUCGAGAAUUCGUAGUGACUUCGAAACGACGAUUUAUUAUUUUUAUCCAUAAUAUUGAGCUAGAAAUAAAAAUCGAGAAUUUGUAGUGACUCCGAAACGACGAUUUAUUAUUUUUAUCCAUAAAAUUGAGCUAGAAAUAAAAAUCGAGAAUUCGUAGUGACUCCGAAACGACGAUUUAUUAUUUUUAUCCAUAAAAUUGAGCUAGAAAUAAAAAUCGAGAAUUUGUAGUGACUCCGAAACGACGAUUUAUUAUUUUUAUCCAUAAUAUUGAGCUAGAAAUAAAAAUCGAGAAUUCGUAGUGACUUCGAAACGACGAUUUAUUAUUUUUAUCCAUAAAAUUAAGCUAGAAAUAAAAAUCGAGAAUUUGUAGUGACUCCGAAACGACGAUUUAUUAUUUUUAUCCAUAAUAUUGAGCUAGAAAUAAAAAUCGAGAAUUUGUAGUGACUCCGAAACGACGAUUUAUUAUUUUUAUCCAUAAAAUUAAGCUAGAAAUAAAAAUCGAGAAUUUGUAGUGACUCCGAAACGACGAUUUAUUAUUUUUAUCCAUAAAAUUGAGCUAGAAAUAAAAAUCGAGAAUUCGUAGUGACUUCGAAACGACGAUUUAUUAUUUUUAUCCAUAAAAUUGAGCUAGAAAUAAAAAUCGAGAAUUUGUAGUGACUCCGAAACGACGAUUUAUUAUUUUUAUCCAUAAAAUUGAGCUAGAAAUAAAAAUCGAGAAUUCGUAGUGACUCCGAAACGACGAUUUAUUAUUUUUAUCCAUAAAAUUGAGCUAGAAAUAAAAAUCGAGAAUUCGUAGUGACUCCGAAACGACGAUUUAUUAUUUUUAUCCAUAAAAUUGAGCUAGAAAUAAAAAUCGAGAAUUCGUAGUGACUCCGAAACGACGAUUUAUUAUUUUUAUCCAUAAAAUUGAGCUAGAAAUAAAAAUCGAGAAUUUGUAGUGACUCCGAAACGACGAUUUAUUAUUUUUAUCCAUAAAAUUGAGCUAGAAAUAAAAAUCGAGAAUUUGUAGUGACUCCGAAACGACGAUUUAUUAUUUUUAUCCAUAAAAUUGAGCUAGAAAUAAAAAUCGAGAAUUCGUAGUGACUUCGAAACGACGAUUUAUUAUUUUUAUCCAUAAAAUUGAGCUAGAAAUAAAAAUCGAGAAUUUGUAGUGACUCCGAAACGACGAUUUAUUAUUUUUAUCCAUAAAAUUGAGCUAGAAAUAAAAAUCGAGAAUUUGUAGUGACUCCGAAACGACGAUUUAUUAUUUUUAUCCAUAAAAUUAAGCUAGAAAUAAAAAUCGAGAAUUCGUAGUGACUUCGAAACGACGAUUUAUUAUUUUUAUCCAUAAAAUUGAGCUAGAAAUAAAAAUCGAGAAUUUGUAGUGACUCCGAAACGACGAUUUAUUAUUUUUAUCCAUAAUAUUGAGCUAGAAAUAAAAAUCGAGAAUUCGUAGUGACUUCGAAACGACGAUUUAUUAUUUUUAUCCAUAAUAUUGAGCUAGAAAUAAAAAUCGAGAAUUCGUAGUGACUUCGAAACGACGAUUUAUUAUUUUUAUCCAUAAAAUUGAGCUAGAAAUAAAAAUCGAGAAUUUGUAGUGACUUCCGAAACGACGAUUUAUUAUUUUUAUCCAUAAAAUUAAGCUAGAAAUAAAAAUCGAGAAUUUGUAGUGACUCCGAAACGACGAUUUAUUAUUUUUAUCCAUAAAAUUGAGCUAGAAAUAAAAAUCGAGAAUUUGUAGUGACUCCGAAACGACGAUUUAUUAUUUUUAUCCAUAAAAUUGAGCUAGAAAUAAAAAUCGAGAAUUCGUAGUGACUUCGAAACGACGAUUUAUUAUUUUUAUCCAUAAAAUUGAGCUAGAAAUAAAAAUCGAGAAUUUGUAGUGACUCCGAAACGACGAUUUAUUAUUUUUAUCCAUAAAAUUGAGCUAGAAAUAAAAAUCGAGAAUUCGUAGUGACUUCGAAACGACGAUUUAUUAUUUUUAUCCAUAAAAUUAAGCUAGAAAUAAAAAUCGAGAAUUUGUAGUGACUCCGAAACGACGAUUUAUUAUUUUUAUCCAUAAAAUUGAGCUAGAAAUAAAAAUCGAGAAUUUGUAGUGACUCCGAAACGACGAUUUAUUAUUUUUAUCCAUAAAAUUGAGCUAGAAAUAAAAAUCGAGAAUUUGUAGUGACUCCGAAACGACGAUUUAUUAUUUUUAUCCAUAAAAUUGAGCUAGAAAUAAAAAUCGAGAAUUUGUAGUGACUUCCGAAACGACGAUUUAUUAUUUUUAUCCAUAAUAUUGAGCUAGAAAUAAAAAUCGAGAAUUUGUAGUGACUCCGAAACGACGAUUUAUUAUUUUUAUCCAUAAAAUUGAGCUAGAAAUAAAAAUCGAGAAUUCGUAGUGACUCCGAAACGACGAUUUAUUAUUUUUAUCCAUAAAAUUGAGCUAGAAAUAAAAAUCGAGAAUUUGUAGUGACUCCGAAACGACGAUUUAUUAUUUUUAUCCAUAAAAUUGAGCUAGAAAUAAAAAUCGAGAAUUCGUAGUGACUCCGAAACGACGAUUUAUUAUUUUUAUCCAUAAAAUUGAGCUAGAAAUAAAAUCGAGAAUUUGUAGUGACUCCGAAACGACGAUUUAUUAUUUUUAUCCAUAAAAUUGAGCUAGAAAUAAAAAUCGAGAAUUCGUAGUGACUUCGAAACGACGAUUUAUUAUUUUUAUCCAUAAAAUUGAGCUAGAAAUAAAAAUCGAGAAUUUGUAGUGACUUCGAAACGACGAUUUAUUAUUUUUAUCCAUAAAAUUGAGCUAGAAAUAAAAAUCGAGAAUUCGUAGUGACUCCGAAACGACGAUUUAUUAUUUUUAUCCAUAAAAUUGAGCUAGAAAUAAAAAUCGAGAAUUUGUAGUGACUUCGAAACGACGAUUUAUUAUUUUUAUCCAUAAAAUUGAGCUAGAAAUAAAAAUCGAGAAUUUGUAGUGACUUCGAAACGACGAUUUAUUAUUUUUAUCCAUAAAAUUGAGCUAGAAAUAAAAAUCGAGAAUUCGUAGUGACUCCGAAACGACGAUUUAUUAUUUUUAUCCAUAAAAUUGAGCUAGAAAUAAAAAUCGAGAAUUUGUAGUGACUUCGAAACGACGAUUUAUUAUUUUUAUCCAUAAAAUUGAGCUAGAAAUAAAAAUCGAGAAUUCGUAGUGACUCCGAAACGACGAUUUAUUAUUUUUAUCCAUAAAAUUGAGCUAGAAAUAAAAAUCGAGAAUUCGUAGUGACUUCGAAACGACGAUUUAUUAUUUUUAUCCAUAAAAUUGAGCUAGAAAUAAAAAUCGAGAAUUUGUAGUGACUUCGAAACGACGAUUUAUUAUUUUUAUCCAUAAAAUUGAGCUAGAAAUAAAAAUCGAGAAUUCGUAGUGACUCCGAAACGACGAUUUAUUAUUUUUAUCCAUAAAAUUGAGCUAGAAAUAAAAAUCGAGAAUUUGUAGUGACUUCGAAACGACGAUUUAUUAUUUUUAUCCAUAAAAUUGAGCUAGAAAUAAAAAUCGAGAAUUCGUAGUGACUUCGAAACGACGAUUUAUUAUUUUUAUCCAUAAAAUUGAGCUAGAAAUAAAAAUCGAGAAUUCGUAGUGACUCCGAAACGACGAUUUAUUAUUUUUAUCCAUAAAAUUGAGCUAGAAAUAAAAAUCGAGAAUUCGUAGUGACUUCGAAACGACGAUUUAUUAUUUUUAUCCAUAAAAUUGAGCUAGAAAUAAAAAUCGAGAAUUCGUAGUGACUCCGAAACGACGAUUUAUUAUUUUUAUCCAUAAAAUUGAGCUAGAAAUAAAAAUCGAGAAUUUGUAGUGACUUCGAAACGACGAUUUAUUAUUUUUAUCCAUAAAAUUGAGCUAGAAAUAAAAAUCGAGAAUUCGUAGUGACUCCGAAACGACGAUUUAUUAUUUUUAUCCAUAAAAUUGAGCUAGAAAUAAAAAUCGAGAAUUUGUAGUGACUCCGAAACGACGAUUUAUUAUUUUUAUCCAUAAAAUUGAGCUAGAAAUAAAAAUCGAGAAUUCGUAGUGACUCCGAAACGACGAUUUAUUAUUUUUAUCCAUAAAAUUGAGCUAGAAAUAAAAAUCGAGAAUUUGUAGUGACUCCGAAACGACGAUUUAUUAUUUUUAUCCAUAAAAUUGAGCUAGAAAUAAAAAUCGAGAAUUUGUAGUGACUUCCGAAACGACGAUUUAUUAUUUUUAUCCAUAAAAUUGAGCUAGAAAUAAAAAUCGAGAAUUCGUAGUGACUUCGAAACGACGAUUUAUUAUUUUUAUCCAUAAAAUUGAGCUAGAAAUAAAAAUCGAGAAUUCGUAGUGACUCCGAAACGACGAUUUAUUAUUUUUAUCCAUAAAAUUGAGCUAGAAAUAAAAAUCGAGAAUUUGUAGUGACUUCGAAACGACGAUUUAUUAUUUUUAUCCAUAAAAUUGAGCUAGAAAUAAAAAUCGAGAAUUUGUAGUGACUUCGAAACGACGAUUUAUUAUUUUUAUCCAUAAAAUUGAGCUAGAAAUAAAAAUCGAGAAUUCGUAGUGACUCCGAAACGACGAUUUAUUAUUUUUAUCCAUAAAAUUGAGCUAGAAAUAAAAAUCGAGAAUUUGUAGUGACUUCGAAACGACGAUUUAUUAUUUUUAUCCAUAAAAUUGAGCUAGAAAUAAAAAUCGAGAAUUUGUAGUGACUUCGAAACGACGAUUUAUUAUUUUUAUCCAUAAAAUUGAGCUAGAAAUAAAAAUCGAGAAUUCGUAGUGACUCCGAAACGACGAUUUAUUAUUUUUAUCCAUAAAAUUGAGCUAGAAAUAAAAAUCGAGAAUUCGUAGUGACUUCGAAACGACGAUUUAUUAUUUUUAUCCAUAAAAUUGAGCUAGAAAUAAAAAUCGAGAAUUCGUAGUGACUCCGAAACGACGAUUUAUUAUUUUUAUCCAUAAAAUUGAGCUAGAAAUAAAAAUCGAGAAUUUGUAGUGACUUCGAAACGACGAUUUAUUAUUUUUAUCCAUAAAAUUGAGCUAGAAAUAAAAAUCGAGAAUUUGUAGUGACUCCGAAACGACGAUUUAUUAUUUUUAUCCAUAAAAUUGAGCUAGAAAUAAAAAUCGAGAAUUCGUAGUGACUCCGAAACGACGAUUUAUUAUUUUUAUCCAUAAAAUUGAGCUAGAAAUAAAAAUCGAGAAUUUGUAGUGACUCCGAAACGACGAUUUAUUAUUUUUAUCCAUAAAAUUGAGCUAGAAAUAAAAAUCGAGAAUUCGUAGUGACUCCGAAACGACGAUUUAUUAUUUUUAUCCAUAAAAUUGAGCUAGAAAUAAAAAUCGAGAAUUCGUAGUGACUUCGAAACGACGAUUUAUUAUUUUUAUCCAUAAAAUUGAGCUAGAAAUAAAAAUCGAGAAUUUGUAGUGACUCCGAAACGACGAUUUAUUAUUUUUAUCCAUAAAAUUGAGCUAGAAAUAAAAAUCGAGAAUUUGUAGUGACUCCGAAACGACGAUUUAUUAUUUUUAUCCAUAAAAUUGAGCUAGAAAUAAAAAUCGAGAAUUCGUAGUGACUCCGAAACGACGAUUUAUUAUUUUUAUCCAUAAAAUUGAGCUAGAAAUAAAAAUCGAGAAUUUGUAGUGACUCCGAAACGACGAUUUAUUAUUUUUAUCCAUAAAAUUGAGCUAGAAAUAAAAAUCGAGAAUUCGUAGUGACUCCGAAACGACGAUUUAUUAUUUUUAUCCAUAAAAUUGAGCUAGAAAUAAAAAUCGAGAAUUUGUAGUGACUCCGAAACGACGAUUUAUUAUUUUUAUCCAUAAAAUUGAGCUAGAAAUAAAAAUCGAGAAUUCGUAGUGACUCCGAAACGACGAUUUAUUAUUUUUAUCCAUAAAAUUGAGCUAGAAAUAAAAAUCGAGAAUUUGUAGUGACUCCGAAACGACGAUUUAUUAUUUUUAUCCAUAAAAUUGAGCUAGAAAUAAAAAUCGAGAAUUUGUAGUGACUCCGAAACGACGAUUUAUUAUUUUUAUCCAUAAAAUUGAGCUAGAAAUAAAAAUCGAGAAUUCGUAGUGACUUCGAAACGACGAUUUAUUAUUUUUAUCCAUAAAAUUGAGCUAGAAAUAAAAAUCGAGAAUUUGUAGUGACUUCGAAACGACGAUUUAUUAUUUUUAUCCAUAAAAUUGAGCUAGAAAUAAAAAUCGAGAAUUUGUAGUGACUCCGAAACGACGAUUUAUUAUUUUUAUCCAUAAAAUUAAGCUAGAAAUAAAAAUCGAGAGUUUGUAGUGACUUCGAAACGACGAUUUAUUAUUCUUAUCCAUAAAAUUGAGCUAGAAAUAAAAAUCGAGAAUUUGUAGUGACUUCGAAACGACGAUUUAUUAUUUUUAUCCAUAAAAUUGAGGUAAAUUAAAAAAUCGAGAAUUCGUAGUGACUUCCAAACCACGAUUUAUUAUUUUUAUCCAUAAAAUUAAGGUAAAUUAAAAAAUCGAGAAUUCGUAGUGACUUCCAAACCACGAUUUAUCAUUUUUAUCCAUAAAAUUGAGCUAGAAAUAAAAAUCGAGAAUUCGUAGUGACUUCGAAACGACGAUUUAUUAUUUUUAUCCAUAAAAUUGAGCUAGAAAUAAAAAUCGAGAAUUUGUAGUGACUUCGAAACGACGAUUUAUUAUUUUUAUCCAUAAAAUUGAGCUAGAAAUAAAAAUCGAGAAUUCGUAGUGACUCCGAAACGACGAUUUAUUAUUUUUAUCCAUAAAAUUAAGCUAGAAAUAAAAAUCGAGAAUUUGUAGUGACUUCGAAACGACGAUUUAUUAUUUUUAUCCAAAAAAUUGAGCUAGAAAUAAAAAUCUAGAAUUUGUAGUGACUUCGAAACGACGAUUUAUUAUUUUUAUCCAUAAAAUUGAGCUAGAAAUAAAAAUCGAGAAUUCGUAGUGACUCCGAAACGACGAUUUAUUAUUUUUAUCCAUGAAAUUGAGCUAGAAAUAAAAAUCGAGAAUUCGUAGUGACUUCGAAACGACGAUUUAUUAUUUUUAUCCAUAAAAUUGAGCUAGAAAUAAAAAUCGAGAAUUCGUAGUGACUCCGAAACGACGAUUUAUUAUUUUUAUCCAUAAAAUUGAGCUAGAAAUAAAAAUCGAGAAUUUGUAGUGACUUCGAAACGACGAUUUAUUAUUUUUAUCCAUAAAAUUAAGCUAGAAAUAAAAAUCGAGAAUUCGUAGUGACUCCGAAACGACGAUUUAUUAUUUUUAUCCAUAAAAUUGAGCUAGAAAUAAAAAUCGAGAAUUUGUAGUGACUCCGAAACGACGAUUUAUUAUUUUUAUCCAUAAAAUUAAGCUAGAAAUAAAAAUCGAGAAUUCGUAGUGACUCCGAAACGACGAUUUAUUAUUUUUAUCCAUAAAAUUGAGCUAGAAAUAAAAAUCGAGAAUUUGUAGUGACUCCGAAACGACGAUUUAUUAUUUUUAUCCAUAAAAUUGAGCUAGAAAUAAAAUUGAGCUAGAAAUAAAAAUCGAGAAUUCGUAGUGACUUCGAAACGACGAUUUAUUAUUUUUAUCCAUAAAAUUGAGCUAGAAAUAAAAAUCGAGAAUUCGUAGUGACUCCGAAACGACGAUUUAUUAUUUUUAUCCAUAAAAUUGAGCUAGAAAUAAAAAUCGAGAAUUUGUAGUGACUUCGAAACGACGAUUUAUUAUUUUUAUCCAUAAAAUUGAGCUAGAAAUAAAAAUCGAGAAUUUGUAGUGACUUCGAAACGACGAUUUAUUAUUUUUAUCCAUAAAAUUGAGCUAGAAAUAAAAAUCGAGAAUUCGUAGUGACUCCGAAACGACGAUUUAUUAUUUUUAUCCAUAAAAUUAAGCUAGAAAUAAAAAUCGAGAAUUUGUAGUGACUUCGAAACGACGAUUUAUUAUUUUUAUCCAAAAAAUUGAGCUAGAAAUAAAAAUCUAGAAUUUGUAGUGACUUCGAAACGACGAUUUAUUAUUUUUAUCCAUAAAAUUGAGCUAGAAAUAAAAAUCGAGAAUUCGUAGUGACUCCGAAACGACGAUUUAUUAUUUUUAUCCAAAAAAUUGAGCUAGAAAUAAAAAUCGAGAAUUCGUAGUGACUCCGAAACGACGAUUUAUUAUUUUUAUCCAUAAAAUUGAGCUAGAAAUAAAAAUCGAGAAUUCGUAGUGACUCCGAAACGACGAUUUAUUAUUUUUAUCCAUAAAAUUGAGCUAGAAAUAAAAAUCGAGAAUUUGUAGUGACUUCGAAACGACGAUUUAUUAUUUUUAUCCAUAAAAUUGAGCUAGAAAUAAAAAUCGAGAAUUUGUAGUGACUUCGAAAUGACGAUUUAUUAUUUUUAUCCAAAAAAUUGAGCUAGAAAUAAAAAUCGAGAAUUCGUAGUGACUUCGAAACGACGAUUUAUUAUUUUUAUCCAUAAAAUUGAGCUAGAAAUAAAAAUCGAGAAUUUGUAGUGACUUCGAAACGACGAUUUAUUAUUUUUAUCCAUAAAAUUGAGCUAGAAAUAAAAAUCGAGAAUUCGUAGUGACUUCGAAACGACGAUUUAUUAUUUUUAUCCAUAAAAUUGAGCUAGAAAUAAAAAUCGAGAAUUCGUAGUGACUCCGAAACGACGAUUUAUUAUUUUUAUCCAUAAAAUUGAGCUAGAAAUAAAAAUCGAGAAUUUGUAGUGACUUCGAAACGACGAUUUAUUAUUUUUAUCCAUAAAAUUGAGCUAGAAAUAAAAAUCGAGAAUUUGUAGUGACUUCGAAACGACGAUUUAUUAUUUUUAUCCAUAAAAUUGAGCUAGAAAUAAAAAUCGAGAAUUCGUAGUGACUCCGAAACGACGAUUUAUUAUUUUUAUCCAUAAAAUUAAGCUAGAAAUAAAAAUCGAGAAUUUGUAGUGACUUCGAAACGACGAUUUAUUAUUUUUUUCCAAAAAAUUGAGCUAGAAAUAAAAAUCUAGAAUUUGUAGUGACUUCGAAACGACGAUUUAUUAUUUUUAUCCAUAAAAUUAAGCUAGAAAUAAAAAUUGAGAAUUCGUAGUGACUUCGAAACGACGAUUUAUUAUUUUUAUCCAUAAAAUUAAGCUAGAAAUGAAAAUCGAGAAUUCGUAGUGACUUCGAAACGACGAUUUAUUAUUUUUAUCCAUAAAAUUGAGCUAGAAAUAAAAAUCGAGAAUUCGUAGUGACUUCGAAACGACGAUUUAUUAUUUUUAUCCAUAAAAUUGAGCUAGAAAUAAAAAUCGAGAAUUCGUAGUGACUUCGAAACGACGAUUUAUUAUUUUUAUCCAUAAAAUUAAGCUAGAAAUAAAAAUCGAGAAUUCGUAGUGACUCCGAAACGACGAUUUAUUAUUUUUAUCCAUAAAAUUGAGCUAGAAAUAAAAAUCGAGAAUUUGUAGUGACUUCGAAACGACGAUUUAUUAUUUUUAUCCAUAAAAUUGAGCUAGAAAUAAAAAUCGAGAAUUCGUAGUGACUUCGAAACGACGAUUUAUUAUUUUUAUCCAUAAAAUUGAGCUAGAAAUAAAAAUCGAGAAUUCGUAGUGACUUCGAAACGACGAUUUAUUAUUUUUAUCCAUAAAAUUGAGCUAGAAAUAAAAAUCGAGAAUUUGUAGUGACUUCGAAACGACGAUUUAUUAUUUUUAUCCAUAAAAUUGAGCUAGAAAUAAAAAUCGAGAAUUCGUAGUGACUUCGAAACGACGAUUUAUUAUUUUUAUCCAUAAAAUUAAGCUAGAAAUGAAAAUCGAGAAUUCGUAGUGACUCCGAAACGACGAUUUAUUAUUUUUAUCCAAAAAUUGAGCUAGAAAUAAAAAUCGAGAAUUCGUAGUGACUCCGAAACGACGAUUUAUUAUUUUUAUCCAUAAAAUUGAGCUAGAAAUAAAAAUCGAGAAUUUGUAGUGACUUCGAAACGACGAUUUAUUAUUUUUAUCCAUAAAAUUGAGCUAGAAAUAAAAAUCGAGAAUUCGUAGUGACUUCGAAACGACGAUUUAUUAUUUUUAUCCAUAAAAUUGAGCUAGAAAUAAAAAUCGAGAAUUCGUAGUGACUUCGAAACGACGAUUUAUUAUUUUUAUCCAUAAAAUUGAGCUAGAAAUAAAAAUCGAGAAUUUGUAGUGACUUCGAAACGACGAUUUAUUAUUUUUAUCCAUAAAAUUGAGCUAGAAAUAAAAAUCGAGAAUUCGUAGUGACUUCGAAACGACGAUUUAUUAUUUUUAUCCAUAAAAUUAAGCUAGAAAUGAAAAUCGAGAAUUCGUAGUGACUCCGAAACGACGAUUUAUUAUUUUUAUCCAUAAAAUUGAGCUAGAAAUAAAAAUCGAGAAUUCGUAGUGACUUCGAAACGACGAUUUAUUAUUUUUAUCCAUAAAAUUGAGCUAGAAAUAAAAAUCGAGAAUUCGUAGUGACUCCGAAACGACGAUUUAUUAUUUUUAUCCAUAAAAUUGAGCUAGAAAUAAAAAUCGAGAAUUCGUAGUGACUUCGAAACGACGAUUUAUUAUUUUUAUCCAUAAAAUUAAGCUAGAAAUAAAAAUUGAGAAUUUGUAGUGACUUCGAAACGACGAUUUAUUAUUUUUAUCCAUAAAAUUAAGCUAGAAAUAAAAAUCGAGAAUUUGUAGUGACUCCGAAACGACGAUUUAUUAUUUUUAUCCAUAAAAUUGAGCUAGAAAUAAAAAUCGAGAAUUCGUAGUGACUCCGAAACGACGAUUUAUUAUUUUUAUCCAUAAAAUUAAGCUAGAAAUAAAAAUCGAGAAUUCGUAGUGACUUCGAAACGACGAUUUAUUAUUUUUAUCCAUAAAAUUAAGCUAGAAAUAAAAAUUGAGAAUUUGUAGUGACUUCGAAACGACGAUUUAUUAUUUUUAUCCAUAAAAUUAAGCUAGAAAUAAAAAUCGAGAAUUUGUAGUGACUCCGAAACGACGAUUUAUUAUUUUUAUCCAUAAAAUUGAGCUAGAAAUAAAAAUCGAGAAUUCGUAGUGACUCCGAAACGACGAUUUAUUAUUUUUAUCCAUAAAAUUAAGCUAGAAAUAAAAAUUGAGAAUUCGUAGUGACUUCGAAACGACGAUUUAUUAUUUUUAUCCAUAAAAUUAAGCUAGAAAUAAAAAUCGAGAAUUUGUAGUGACUCCGAAACGACGAUUUAUUAUUUUUAUCCAUAAAAUUGAGCUAGAAAUAAAAAUCGAGAAUUCGUAGUGACUCCGAAACGACGAUUUAUUAUUUUUAUCCAUAAAAUUGAGCUAGAAAUAAAAAUCGAGAAUUCGUAGUGACUUCGAAACGACGAUUUAUUAUUUUUAUCCAUAAAAUUAAGCUAGAAAUAAAAAUCGAGAAUUUGUAGUGACUUCGAAACGACGAUUUAUUAUUUUUAUCCAUAAAAUUAAGCUAGAAAUAAAACGAGAAUUUGUAGUGACUUCCAAACCACGAUUUAUCAUUUUUAUCCAUAAAAUUAAGGUAAAUUAAAAAAUCGAGAAUUCGUAGUGACUUCCAAACCACGAUUUAUCAUUUUUAUCCAUAAAAUUGAGGUAAAUUAAAAAUCGAGAAUUUGUAGUGACUCCGAAACGACGAUUUAUUAUUUUUAUCCAUAAAAUUAAGCUAGAAAAAAAAAACGUGAAUUCGUAGUGACUUCGAAACGACGAUUUAUUAUUUUUAUCCAUAAAAUUGAGCUAGAAAUAAAAAUCGAGAAUUUGUAGUGACUCCGAAACGACGAUUUAUUAUUUUUAUCCAUAAAAUUGAGCUAGAAAUAAAAAUCGAGAAUUCGUAGUGACUCCGAAACGACGAUUUAUUAUUUUUAUCCAUAAAAUUGAGCUAGAAAUAAAAAUCGAGAAUUUGUAGUGACUCCGAAACGACGAUUUAUUAUUUUUAUCCAUAAAAUUGAGCUAGAAAUAAAAAUCGAGAAUUCGUAGUGACUUUGAAACGACGAUUUAUUAUUUUUAUCCAAAAAAUCAUGAAACUAUAUGAUAUAUUACUGUAGGAUAAGGAAAUUGAGUUUUUAGCUACAAAAUCAUUUUUUAUCGAGUAUUUUCGUCAAAUUUAGGAUGACUAGGAUUUUUUUUCUAGUUGCCGUAACUCAUAAAAUAAAUUUUUGAUUACAGAUUUCCCUAAGGCUUGUACCUAGCCCCAAAAAAUCUCAUUUUUCCAGCGACUCUGCAUACGACAUCCAACCGCCCGAAUUACCGCAAGCCCAAUGGGUUGAAGCAUGGAAAACGUGGCUGAAAAUCGCCAGAGGAUUGGCCAAGCAAGGUAUUUUCAGGGAAAAUAUGAGAGAAAUUUUUUAGGUUGAGAAUUUUUAAAUUUUUAAAGAAAAAAAUUGAAAAGUUUGGGAGUUUUCAAUGAAUAUUCUGAAAUUCAAAGGCACAACGAAACCAAAUCUUUGACAUUUUUCGAAACGUAAAAUUUUCAAUUUCAGGAUUAAUGUGUUUGAAGCUAAGAUUUGAUCUAGAAAAAUGAAAUUUUGCCACGUGGCUUCUUUUGAGCCGAAAUUUCAGGUUGAAAAUUUAAUAACAUUCUGAAUUUUUAAAGAAAAAUUGAAAAGUUUGGGAGUUUUCAAUGAAUAUUCUGCAAUUUUAAAAAUAUUCUCAAUUUUUGGAAAAAAUCCUGUUUCAUAACGAAUCUGCAUCUCUGAUUUUUUAUCUUAUAAUUUUUUGAAACGUAAAAUUUUCGGGAUUUCUGUGUUUGAAAUGAAAUUUUGCCGCGUGGCAUUUUUUAGCACAAAUUCCGAAAUUUCGUGCUGAAAAUCCACGUGGAAAAAAAAUUGUUUCAAAUGAAAUUCGAAAUUUUCCAGGUGUCUCCGCGCUCUCAAUGUCAACUUCAACUCUCGCCGAUCGUCCCAUGUUAUCCUCCCGAACUUCCGCCUCAUCUCUCGUCUCGCUUUCCGCUUCCGCUUCCGCAACCAACGCUUCUCAAAUUUCCGGAUACAUUCCCGGACCAUCGCAUUUGACGGCGAUUCUCAACGUUUUCCCGCCGCUUUUCAAUCGAGUUGCCAAAAGUAUUCCGCUGGAUGAUUUGAAAUAUGAAAGUUUGCCCGCUGUUUUGGAGGUAUGUGGCAAAUUUUCUGAAUUUUUUGAAUCUAAAUUUGCCACGUGGCAAGAUAAUUAUAAAUUUUUUGGAAAAAAAUGAGGAAAAUCAGAGCUUUUCGUUUAAAAAUUACAAAUUUUAUCAUUUCUCGAGAUUUUUUCUAUGAAAAAUACAGUUUUUCCCCUCAAACCCCAUUUUUUUCUUUCCAGUCAAUGAUGAAUGUUCCAAUUCCAUCCGAACAAGCUCCAUUCGUCCUUCCAUCAGCUUCCACCCAUUUAACACCAACACAAGAAGCAUUGGUGGAGGCGGUGAAAAAUGUGUAUGUCGAAUGCACAAUGUCUGGAAACACAACGACACUCCGCAAUGCCGUACCCGAUUUGAUUCGAUUGUUGUUGAGAUUUGCGAGUUUGGCGACGGCAAGAAUUGCACCGAAUAAAGUGGCGCCUGGUGGACAGAAGAGCUAUGUGAGUUUUGUUUCUGGGUAGGGGUGGAGCCUUGGAAAGAGGGUUGAGUAGGGUUGGCUGCUUGGGAGAGGUGUUUUCAAGAGUUGGAGCCUUGGGAAGAGGAUUGAGUAGGGUUGGCUGCUUGGGAGAGGUAAUUCUAUCGAGCUUCGCUACUUGAGGAUUAAAGCAUUGCUCAUGUUCCAUAGGCAAAUCAGAGCAUUUGACAAAGAUUUUAUACUAGGCAAUGACCCUUAAAAAGAGUGUUGGAUAGGACCAGCUGCUUGAGAAGACCUAUUUCUAGGCUUCCCGCCUUGAAAACUGGGUUGCAUAGGAUUGACUGCUUGACAAAUAGUUCUUCAAGCAGUGUAGCCUUGUAAUUAUGAAUUUUUUCUAGUGGCCAGGAGCUUCUUUUAGUUGAAAAGAGCGGAAGUUCUGGAUCAAGAAGCUGGUCCUUGAAAAAUAUUUUUGUCAAGGAGCGGAGCCUUGAUUUUCCAAAUUUUCAGCGCGAAUAUGCUCUAACCACAAUCGUGCCCUUCUCCGAGUACUCUCUCCGAAUGGCCAUCGAAUUUUUCGUCUCCACAAGCUCCACCCAUUCGCCGCCUCAAGAACUCGCCGCGAUUUCCAUGGAAAUUGUGCGAUUCCUAGCCGAACCCCUUCAUCUAAAAUACGGUUGCAUUUCUGCGACCACGUGGAAAUUGGCGGCGACUUCGCUGAUGACGUGUCUCCGGACGGCGAUUCCGCUUGCGCGAUUGAAUCGUGAGUUUUUUUGUGAGAAAAUUUGGGAUUUUUUUCGUUUCAGCUGAAUAUUUUGGUGAAUUUUGGCCUGCGAUUUGUGAGACGAUGGAAAAAUGGAUUUUCACACCGAAGUAGGUUUCCGUGAACGCGGAAAUGUUCCGCAACCUAAAAAUUUCCAGCAAAUCAACACGACUUGCGGCUGACGAAAGAAAACGUGAUGAAUUAAUGGAGUGUCAAGCGAUCGAGAUAAUCCGCGCGGAAAUGCUGGCGUAUGCCGCGAUUCUGCCACCACAAGAUGUUCAGCGAAUAAUCGCGCUCUUACAUCGCGGAUCGAUUUCGCAAGUCGAUUCGACUGAUGUUUUGGGCUUGGAUACACAUACACAACGCAACGAACUCGCCAAAUCCUGUUUUGACGCAUUGCUCAUGUCAACUGCGAGCUCUUCCGCGACCCAACAAUCGCAAGAAGGGUUGGGAAAUGUGGCGGUCGCUAGUUUGAUGCAAAGAUGUACACAAGUGAUGAGCGAUUUUUGCCGCGAUUUUUCGUCGUCUGGUGAUUUGCGACUUCCGAGAUCGCGAUUUUUGGAAAUUAUAUCUGCACUUCAGGCGAUUGAUCAAUUGAUUGAAAGAUUGGCGAGGUAAGGAUUUGGACUUUUUGUCGCAGAAUUGGAAUUUCCUGCGAUUUUUUCUCAAAAACCACGUCAUUUUCAAAAAAUCGAUAUUCAUCCCGAAAUUGGCCAAAAUAAUCGAUCAAAUAAUGAUUUUGUAGAAAAAGACUUCAAUGUUUCAAUAAAAUUAUGGGGGUUAGCCUAAAUUGUGAUUUUUCCGUUUCAAAAUGUUUUUCGAGCUACAUUUUGAAACGGAAAAAUCACAAUUCAGGCUAACUAUCAUAAUUUUAUUAAAGUUUUUAGCUACAAAAUCAUUUUUUGAUAGAGUAUUUUGGUCAAUUUUGAGAUGAAUAUCGAUUUUUUGGGAAAAAACAAAGUUACUGUAACUUAUGAAGGUUCGCAUUUUUCCAGAGAUCCCCGCCUCACCGAACUCUACUCCCAACUCGUUUCCCUUUUCCCAACCGUCGUCGACAUUGUACCGUGUUCGCAUAGCGACGCAGAACUCGCGCGACAACUCGUCGCCACCAUCAAAUCCUAUCAAACCCUAUUUCUAGUGCAGAAAAUACCAUAGUUUUCUGCGACAAUUUCGCGCGAAUUUCGUCUUUUCUCGGGUUCUCCAUUAUUUAUUGUAAAUUUAUAGUGCCUUUUGAAAUUUCUGUGAUAUGACGUCACUUUUUCUCCCCGUUUUUUUGUUUAGCCCCGCCCCUUUUCUUGUGUGAUAGGCCUUUCUUUUUUGCUAUAAUAAAAUUUUAUGCACCUUUAAACAUAUUUGGAUUACUGUAGAGGUUACUGUAAAACUUCUAGAUUAUUUUAUGCAAUUUUUUUUCCAGAAAAAUUUGGAAAAUUCAGGAGAAUGUGGAAUUUUCACGAGAUUUUUGAGAAAAAAUGCCAACUUUUUGCAAUUUUCCGGAACUACUACGGACUUAGGUAAUUUUUGGGCUUACUGGGCUUUUUAAGGGUCUAAUGGGUUUUUUAAGGCUCUAAUAGGCUUUCUAAGGCUCUAAUGUGCUUUUCAAGGCUCAACUGGGAUUUUUCAGGCUCUAAUGGGCUUUUUUAGGCUCUAAUGGGCUUUUUGAGGCCCCAAUGAGCUUUUUGAGGCCUUCAUUGCCUUUUGUAAGGCUUAGUCUUAAAUUAACACCUCAAUUAAGACCCUAAUUUCAGAGAUUGGAGAGUUAGAGGAAAUUGAAACCGAAGAACAAAUUGUUGAUAAAAUUUUGGAGCAAAGUGGAAGUUGGAGCAUUGUUUAUUUCAAUGUGAGUUCUCAAUGGGCCUUUUUGGGACCUUAAGAAGCCUUUAAAUUUUUAGGCCAAACUCAAGUUGCUCUUCAUUGGCCGUGAUGUUUUUGGUCGUCAAAGUUUGGUGUUCAACUUUGCUGCGCGCGAAUUCGCCGUCUCGGUGGCGAAAAAUUCGCGCGACACAUGGAUCGAAGUGCCAUUUGGACAGGUUACGGUGAUUCGCGCGAAUUUCUCCGCCCAAAUGUAUAGCUAUCUUGACGAGUAUCCGGAAGGUGUUUGCGAGGAUUAUGCGCAAGGAUUCGCGGAAUUUGCAAAAGCUGCGACGUGCGAUAAAAAGUUGCGACUUUUGAAUGUGUCGCGCGAAAUUGAGGGAAACGUUGUUGAUGAUGCGAAAGAGCUGCGAGAAAAGUUUUUGGGAAAUGUCGUGAGUGCGACGCGGAAUCUGUUGCGCAACACGAAUUCGUCGCAUCUUGCAGUUUGCUUGUCUGGUGGAGUGGAUAGCACAUUUGUGGCGCAUGUUGCGCAUCUUUCCGCGACUCCGGAGACGCGGAUUGAUUUGAUAAAUGUCGCUUUCGGCGAGAAUGCCGCGGCGUAUGCGGCAGCUCCGGAUAGAGCGCGAGCUAUCGCCGCCACCGCUUCGCUUCGCACCGCCUAUCCCAACCGCCAGUUUCGCCUGAUUUUUGUCAAUGUUAAUUCGCAAGAAUUGGAAGAGAUGCGCAAAUUAUACAUUGCGGAUGCGGCACGACCCGCGACUUCAGUUCUCGAUGACUCACUCGCAUGCGUAUUGUGGUUUGCGGUCCGCGCGAGAGGUUGCGACGCGGAAAACGGCGAACACGUGGAAUCGCCGGCGACGACGUUGCUAUUGGGAAGUGGAGCCGAUGAAUUGUUGGCUGGUUACGCGAGACAUCGCACGAGAUUCGAAAAGGAUGGAGAUGUUCGCGGUGUUGCGGAAGAAUGUGAACAAGAGUUGCGGAGACUUGGAGCGAGGAAUGGUGGAAGGGAUGCGAGAGUUGCCGCGCAACUCGGCAAAACUAUACUGUAAGUGGGAGGCUUUUUGGGCUAGAAACAUGUUUUUAGGCAUAAAACGACCCAAAAGUUCUACCAAAUCGUCCUGAAGCCUUUAAAAAGGGAAUUUUCCGGACUUUCUAGGCUUUUGGGCUAUUUUCAGGCCUUUAGGCUUUUGGAUCUUGUUUUUAGAGAUAACAUGGCCUGCAAAAAUCGUCCUGAAGACUUGAAAAAGUCCAAAAGAGCAUUAUUACAGACUUUCUAGGCUUUUGGACAAUUUUCAGGAUUUUAGGCUAUAGGUUCUUAUUUUAGAGAUAAAAUUGCCUGCAAAAAUCGUCCCGAAGCCUUAAAAAAUCCAAAAUAGCAUUCUUCGGGGUUUCUAGGCUUUUGGACUAUUUUCAGGCCUUUAGGCUCUAGGAUUUUGUUUUUUUAGAGAUAUGGCCUGCAAAAAUAUGUCCUGCAAAAAUCGUCCUGAAGCCUAUAAGAAGAGUCCAGAAGCCUAGCAUUUUGAGCAAGACUUUCAGGCCCAUUUUAUAGCUUUUAGACUUACAGGGGCCGAAUUCAUAAGAGUGGUAUACCAAUUUUACCUUUUUUUUUGAAUUUGGUCCGUUCAAGCCUAAAAUCUUUAAAAAUGGGCCUGAAAACUGUGCUCGACAUCCUAGGCUUCUGGACCCUUUUUAUAGACUUCAGGACGAUUUUUGCAAGCCAUUUUAUCUCUGAAAACAAGAUCCUAGAUCCUAAACGCCUGAAAAUAGGCUAAAAGCCUAGAAAGCCCGAAAAAUGCCCUAUUGAACUUUCUAGACGCUUCAGGACAAUUUUGUAGAAUUUUUGGAUUGUUUUAUGCUUAAAAAUAUGUUUCUAGAGCCUUAAAGCCUGAAAAUGGCCAAAAAGCCCGAACAAAUCUCAAUUUUUCAGCUCGCCGAUCCUCGAAGACAAUGUUGUCGAAUUUCUCAACUCGCUUCCCGGCCCCUCAAAAUGGGAUUUGAGUUUACCACGUGGCAUUGGCGAAAAACGAGUGCUCCGCGAGCUGGUUCGCGAUUUGGGCUCACCCCACUCGGCUCCAAAACAAGCUAUGCAAUUCGGCUCGCGCAUGGCUAAAAUGAGCAAUGCUGGCGAUAAUUCGAUAAAAGGCAGUGAUAAAAGCCCGCAUUUGCACAGUGGAAUUGCGGGAAAUGCGGUGAUUGUUGAAUGA
Messenger RNA from Caenorhabditis angaria, 30402 nucleotides. NCBI's taxonomy places the organism in Eukaryota, Metazoa, Nematoda, Chromadorea, Rhabditida, Rhabditidae. The record is from the annotation of a GenBank genome assembly.